Molecule: messenger RNA, 2148 nt
Organism: Cladophialophora immunda
Lineage: Eukaryota; Fungi; Ascomycota; Eurotiomycetes; Chaetothyriales; Herpotrichiellaceae
Product: Ras-like protein
Exons: 3
Coding region: 899-1540 (213 amino acids)
Biological process (GO): signal transduction
Cellular component (GO): plasma membrane
Molecular function (GO): GTP binding; GTPase activity; GDP binding
Source: RefSeq, a predicted model, not a curated record
CAACGGCCGCCUUCCCGAAUAAUGUAUUAUUGAGUCUUUGCCCAAAAGAUAGUUUUGUUGUCGCGAGAACAGAAACGAUAAGACUUCAACUACUCCGUGUUUGGUCAACCAAAGUCUCAAAUCGCCCCUCCCAUCGCACUCACACACACGCUCACGCACACACUCAAGCCUCCCCCAGCAGCAGCUGGUGUGAUAAAGUGGUUGCAGUGCCUCCUCUUCACCCUUCCAUCCUUCCCACCUGGACCCCUUGUUGGCUCCUCUCCCUGCGAUCCUGGACCCCGGUCCCGAACUAGAGUCUCAGUCCACAUCCACACCACCUCAGUACAGCCACUCCCAGAACCUCCCUGGCGUGCUAGACUCCUCCUGCACCUUGACCCAAACUCUCCACAGUUCGUUCUUCGAGCACGACUCACCAUCGCUGUUUCCGUCAGUUCCUGGACUCUCACACGACGCUUCUAAACCUUCACCCUACGAACUAUCCUCAACCAAGCCUUGCAAGCGAACGCGAACCCCUCGAAAUAUUGCUGAGCUAUCGAAACCUCCGUCUCUCUUCCUCCUCGCCUCGUCUCUGGUAACUUCGCAAGUCGCCGUUACAAAGUGCUUCAACACUUCUGUUUCACUUCGAGCUACGGAGGACGACCGUUCAACCACUGUCUCUCUUCUGCCCGCCUGGACCGCUUCCCGUCGAUCCCUAUCACUUUCUCCGCGAACGGAACUGUUCUCGCCUGCGCCCUUGCCCAUUCUCGUCGGAGAUCCUUCAGCCGAGCCCUCCUGUAUCGCAUUUUUGCACGCUGAGCAUCCCAGUACCAGGAUAAACGCCACCCUGACGUUUUUGGAAUACCUGUCUCUGGCGAGGUUUUUCAUCCCGAGACCCGAGCUGUGGCUGUAGCUCUCUGUCAUGGCUUCAAAGUUUCUGCGCGAAUACAAGCUGGUGGUGGUAGGAGGUGGAGGCGUGGGCAAGUCGUGCUUGACCAUCCAGCUGAUUCAAAGCCACUUCGUCGAUGAAUAUGACCCUACAAUUGAAGACUCAUAUCGCAAGCAGUGUAUGAUAGACGAUGAAGUUGCCCUCCUCGAUGUUCUGGACACGGCCGGUCAAGAGGAAUACUCGGCUAUGAGAGAGCAAUACAUGAGAACCGGCGAAGGGUUCUUACUCGUGUAUUCGAUAACCUCGCGCCAAUCGUUCGAAGAAAUCAUGACCUUCCAGCAACAGAUCCUCCGUGUCAAGGACAAAGAUUAUUUCCCCAUCAUUCUCGUGGGCAACAAAUGUGAUCUCGAGUCGGAAAGAGUGGUUUCAAAAGAGGAGGGGGCUCAGUUGGCGAGACAAUUUGGCUGCAAAUUCAUCGAAACAUCUGCUAAAUCACGAAUAAACGUUGACAAUGCCUUCUACGACCUCGUUCGCGAAAUUCGAAGAUAUAACCGAGAGAUGUCAGGGUAUCCCGGCGGCGCGCCAGGGCUUGGGUCUUUAGGCCCUGGUCAAAAGAUGGAGAUGGAUAACCACGCAGAGAGCGCAGGCUGCUGCAGUCGGUGUGUGGUCAUGUAAAGGGGAUGGGGACUUAAACAAGAGGCGGCCCGGGACACGACACCAACCUCAUACACCCCACAAGCGAAAGGGUUGCUGGGGCUCUAUGACCGCACGGAGUUAAGAGUAAAGAGUGCAUAUGUCUCUCGUGGAAUGGAACUGGACUGACUGGUUUGGCUUGCAUUUUUUUUCUUGGGGUGCCCAAAAGUCGUUGAGAAUCAAGAUUUCUUAAGGCUUGCGCCGCAAAAUUGAAAGAUUAUCUUCUUUUACAUAUUAUUGGGAGGGGAAAAGGAGGGUUUGGCAGUCAUGGAGGAUGAUUCUGCCACGGCGUUUGAUUCUUAUGGGAUGCAAGUCAUACACCAGAUACAGAAAACAGACAUCCCACAGGGGAGAGGCGGAGGGAGAGGGAGUAUUCCUCAAGGCAGCCAUCCAACUCGCCUUUCUCCCAGAAUGAGAUCUUCAGUACUGAAACACAAGUCUCGUCGCUUCGAGUGUCACCUACCGAUAUCUACUGAUUCACUAUGAUGUGCCUCGUAGAUAUCACAACAGUAAUGAUAUAGUGGCCGACCAUGGUGGUGGUGAUGAUAGUUGGACCAGCUCCGCCCUCGCAUUGGCUGUGGAACGUCUCC